This is a messenger RNA of Brassica napus (rape), 4089 nucleotides long. Its product is annotated as cation/H(+) antiporter 10-like. Gene Ontology annotation, cellular component: membrane; endomembrane system. NCBI's taxonomy places the organism in Eukaryota, Viridiplantae, Streptophyta, Magnoliopsida, Brassicales, Brassicaceae. The transcript is spliced from 2 exons. Gene Ontology annotation, molecular function: antiporter activity. Gene Ontology annotation, biological process: proton transmembrane transport; regulation of pH. The coding region runs from base 856 to 1890 and encodes 344 amino acids. The record is from RefSeq and is a predicted model, not a curated record.
UAGAGUUUAAUGUUCACUAUUUAUGAAUAGGUCAUCAAGCUGAUACCCGGAUUUGGAUGUGUGCCGACUGUGCAUUUGGGCAUGACCCUACUCUCGUUUUGUAGUAAAUUUUUUGAAAAUGUUAGGGGUUCUCAAGUUUUGAUUUUUUUUAAUAAGAAUUGGUCUUAAAAUUUUGAAUUGUAUUAAAAGAGUCCUAAAAUUUUGAUUGUCCACAGAGCCCAAAUAUACUUUACACUGGCAUGAGGUCAACACGUAUUCCAGUUUUGCACAAGCAUGCUGUCAGCAAAUCAUAGGCGUAAAAAAAUUAACCUCUUCUGACUCUGAACAAAUCUUACAAAAAUAGAGAUAAAAACUAAAAAAAAUAAAAAUUGAACGACAAUAUUACAAGUCUUUUCCCAAAACCCAAAUUCAAAGAUUCAAAUUAAAGCACUUUUGUUCCAAAUUGUACGUUUUUUGGCUAGUUUCUUGGCUUAUAUUCAUGAAUACAACCAUUUUCGAUGGUGAUUGCACAUCGUCAUUCUUUAACAUCUCAUCUGAUGGAUUGUGGGAGAAUCUAAAGUCACCCGAUAUGAUUUUUGGGUAUUCGCUACCUCUUGUAGAGAUCCAGAUAUUACUCAUUUUCAUCGUCAUGACUCAUAUGUUCCUUAGACAUAUUGGCAUUUCCCAGAUCGCUUCUUAUAUGAUCGUAAGUGUAUUCCCAUUUGUAACUUGAUAAGCACGUAAGCGAAAACAAAACUAGAUAGAUGUAGCUUGAAAAUGCAAGUAAAUUGUUUAAACAUUACCAUGCGUGCUACCUAAUAUUUUUUUUAUUGCUAUAAUUUCACGUACAUAUAAAUUUACUUGUAGGCUGGACUGAUGCUAGGGCCCCAGCUUUUUGAUGUAUUAGAGAAAUCUUCGGGAAAAGUAUCUGAAGAUCCCGCGUUAGAUGGAAACGCGACCUUAAGAAGCAUCUCAGUGUUUGGAACCAUAAUGUUUACAUUUUUGAUGACUCUUAGAACCAGCCGGAGAGUGGCGUUCAUUAGCGGAAAGCUGCCCGUUGUGAUAGGGAUUUUGUCCUUCUUUGCUCCUCUGUUCGGUCUCGGUUUCCAGAACCUCUUUUCCGACAGCAUUGACCCUAAUUACAUGCCUCUGAAAACAGGACUAGGCGAGCGCACAGCAAUCGUCAUAACACAGUCUUCAAUACUUUUGCCUUCCACAACAUACAUCUUGCUAGAGCUCAAGAUCCUCAACUCUGAGAUCGGUCGCCUUGCAUUGUCUGCAUGUGUCAUCAACGACAUCUUUGGGAUAAUUUCCAUGGUACUCGCUUCUAUUCAGGCAACGUACAAGAAUGUUUCACAUGUAACAGCCUAUCGGGAUGCUGUCGCAGUGGUCAUCUUCGUUCUCAUCGUCUUUCUUGUUUUUAAGCCCAUCGUGCAAUGGAUCAUAAAUCGCACACCGGAUGGUAAACCCGUGAAGAAUAUGUAUGUUAACGCUGUGAUUCUGACCGCAUUGGCUUCCUCUGUUUAUUCUAUGAUAUUUAACAUGAAAUAUGUCCUGGGACCAUUAGUAGUCGGUCUUGUCAUACCCGAGGGUCCACCUUUAGGAUCGGCAUUGGAGUCUAAAUACGAGAAGCUCACAAUGAACGUCUUCUUACCAAUCUCGAUCACAGUCAGCGUGAUGAGAAGUGAUGCAACUAGGAUGUUAACGGAGUUCAGUCACAUCCUCGUUAACAUCUUCCUAACGGCUUUAACACUUGUCCUAAAAUUUGUCGCAUGCCUUGCACCUUGCUUGUACUAUAAGCUACCUCUCAACGAAUCCCUUGCUGUUUCCAUCAUCUUGAGCUACAAAAGUUUCGCUGAUUUCGUUCUCUAUGAGUCCGUAUUAGACGCAGCAGUAAUUUUCUACUCUUGAAACAAUAUAAUAUUAUCAUUAUCGAUUUUUUUUUUAUUUGGGUGGUGGUGACAUAUUUAAUAUGUUUUGUUUUUGCAGUAUAUAUCACAGGCAACGUACGCGUUCUUGAUCAUUUAUUCGCUGCUAAAUGCUGGGAUUGUUCCAGUAGUGUUAAGGAGAUUGUACGAUCCGAAAAGGAAGUACGUUAAUUACCAAAAACGGAACAUAUUGCAUUUGGAACCAAAUUCCGAUCUUCAGAUUAUAACUUGUUUGCACCGACCUGAGAACGUCUCUGCGACCAUUGCAUUCCUACAGUUGUUGUCCUCACCAAACCUAGAUUUCCCUAUAGCGGUCACGGUUCUUUAUCUGGUGAAGCUCGUAGGCCAGAUCAAUCCUGUUCUGAUCUCCGACAAUAAGAAGUCGAAACGACUUCAUACCGACUCUUACAUCCAUACCGCAAACCUUGCAUUCAGGAAGUUCAUGCUAGAAGGCUUGAAGUCCGUAACAGUGACAACGUACACCGCAUUCUCGCAUGAGAAGAUGAUGCACGAAGAUAUUUGCACGCUUGCACUUGACCAGACAUCGUCAAUGAUUAUUGUCCCUUCAGGGAGGAGAUGGACCGUAGAUGGAAUGUUCGAAUCAGACGACGACGCCAUAAGGCGACUAAACCAAGCGUUGCUACAGAGUGCGCCUUGUUCUAUUGGAAUACUAAUUGACCGUGGACAUUUCUCACGCAAAGGCAAUGAUGUAUCGAGCAAGAAAAAUUACAAUAUCGAUGUCGGUGUUAUUUUUAUCGGCGGCAAAGAUGAUAGAGAGGCAUUAUCAUUGGUGAAGAGAAUGAAACAUAACCCAAGGGUUCGUGUAACCGUGAUCCGACUCUUGUUCAAACAAGAAAUUGUAACGACCCGGUUUCCUUAACCAGUUGGUUUGUUUUUUUUUCUUUCCCUUUAAUUAAUUUGGAUUGAACCAAAGUAUCUAUCCAUCUAAACCAUUCGUAAACCAAUCCUAUGUAUAAAUAGCUAUUUACCUAAUUUUAUUAUCAUAAGUUUUUCUCCUUCUAUGAGGAGCCGUCAUUGUGCGUUUGAGUGCACCACCGUCAUGUCGAUUCCAUCUCCUUCAUUCUCCACUGUUAUUCUUCUUCUUAUUAUAUAUUAUUAAUUCUCAUUUCCUCUUCCCCCUCUUAUUCUUCUUGUGGUCUCGUACGUUUGAUGUCGGAGAAGACGUUACGCAUCCACAACCGUGAGCCAUCUCACCUCAUUUCACCAGAGCUAUUGUUCAUCACCAGAAGGGUACAGCUACUGUCAUGGAGCAUCCUCUUGUUGGCGUUGUGUUAUGGAGCCAAGAGGAGGAAGAGAUGACGUACGGAUCGGAGUUGUCGCGUCUCAUCACCAUCGAUCGUUGAUCUCCACCACCACCAGCCGUGAACUAGUGGAGGAGUAGGCCAUGUCACGGGAGAGCUGCAGUGUGUCACCGGAGUUGUAGUUUACAUCGUCGGAGUCCGAGAUCCAUAACUGUAAGCCAAGCCUUAAGAGCUAAGCUCUUCUUUCACAUAUUGUUCUUGGGCCAUAAGUAACGUUUGCAUAAACCCUAAGAUUUAUUAUAUUUAAUAAUGUAUUAUGUUUUGUCUUCGAACUUUCCGGCUUGGUGUGAUGUUGGCGAGAGUCAAGAUCCAUGGUGAAACCUUAGCUUUCAUGGGAAUCAAGUCAUCUCGUUUGUUUUCCGUUUCUGGUUUUUGAUAUUGGCUAAGCACGCCGUUCUCGAGAGAGGAGGAGACGGGUGUUACAGAAAUAGAGCCAGAAAACUGGGAGUACAUUCUGGACAACGAAGGCUUAAAGGAUUUUAAGAUUGCAGACGAAAUGAAAAAUGUUGAUUACACGGAGAGGACUAUGACCAGUGGAGCUGAGGUUGCCAGCAUCGUCCAAUUCCUGGCCCACGAGUAUGAUCUUAUCGUGGUUGGAAGAGAUCAGGGCAUUGCAUCACCAAACUUCUUAGGACUAACAGAAUGGGUCGAACUUCCAGAGUUAGGUGUCAUUGGAGAUUUUUUAGCCGCUAAAGAGCUUAGCUCUAAGGUUUCUGUUUUGGUAGUUCAACAACAGCAACAGACGUGAGAUAUUCAUGUAUCUCCUUUUAUCGCAAAGACUGUAUAUUCUUUUAGGACAGCUUUCAAAAUAUGGAACGUAUAAACAGAUCAUUCGUUUGUUUUAAAUAUUUUAUUAGGUG